Messenger RNA from Cryptococcus wingfieldii CBS 7118, 1329 nucleotides. RefSeq lists its product as hypothetical. Gene Ontology annotation, molecular function: zinc ion binding; nucleic acid binding. The coding region runs from base 1 to 1329 and encodes 442 amino acids. NCBI's taxonomy places the organism in Eukaryota, Fungi, Basidiomycota, Tremellomycetes, Tremellales, Cryptococcaceae. The record is from RefSeq and is a predicted model, not a curated record. The transcript has 2 exons.
AUGUCCCCUCCCGACGAUAAACCCGCCGACACUGCGCCUGGCGCAUCCAAACCCAAACUCAUCUCUAUCUUCUAUGACGAGGAUGACAACCCUCUCGACACUACGGCAGCUGCGGGUCGCCCUGUUCUUCGUCUUGACAAAACAGGCAAGAUCAUCCUCGGCCCUGUUCCUCCUAUCAUCGACAUGACUGUUCCCCUCCAGUCAGACGAAAAAGGCACCUCCUACCCCGGUCACCAGCUACCUCCCCAUAUACUCUCUGGCCCCACCCCACGAGCGCCAGCCUCGGAGAGUCAGACGUCUAGCCAGGAUAGUCUUCGGCUUAGUGACCUCCAGGUCAUUAUCGAGUCCAUGCAACGUCACCAGACGGAGCUCCAGCGAGCCCAGGUUGAUCCCCCCAAACUCCCCUCGCUGUCAUCUCUCUGCGCGUCCAAUCUUGGCAUGGUACGUCAUCUUCAUGACCUCCAGAAGUACUUCGUCGAAUACGACUCCCGCUUCCCCGAUAGCGCCCCCUCCACUCCUCAAUGGCGGGUUAGCCAAGCAAACAAGUCGAUUGCCAAGGUCGACGCCUACCACUACUGGUCGAUGGUGACUGGCGCCGCUUGUGUUUCGUGGGAGAGUUGGCAAGACGAAUUCAAGAAGAAGGCCUUGUCGCCCAACUGGGAGUCGGAAACCCGACGAGUAUUUGAGGGUUUGCAGUGUCAGGGAUCUACGUUGGCGGCGUGGACGGCGUUCGAGGAGAAGGCUGGCGAAUGCCAGAUGGUCCUCAGUGAUUGUCUCGGCGCCAUCACAGAAUCGGACAUGCGCCGAAAACUCGUGUUUGGUCUCCCUUCGCACAUCCUUACUCGUGUCGAGGAUCGCCUUGAAGACCGCGGCCUAGGUCGUUCCGUCAUAUCUCUCCCCCUUCUGCGUUCUAUUAUUGAUCGCACGUUCCGCACCGAGCACCCCACCCCUCCUCCCGCGGUCUAUUCAUCUACAACUCGGCAAUUUCGUCCUGCCCCCGCUGCGACACCUCGUCCCUCCGCGUCGCCAGCCGCUCCUACCACCUCGUCCAACGCUCCCACUCAUCUCAAUGGCCGUUCUUUAACGCCUGAGGAGCAAGGUUGGAUUACCAACAGGAAACUUCCUCCCAAAUCUACCGACGCCGGUGACCGAGCCCGCGAUUUCCUUGAUAAGAACAAGCUUUGCUAUUUCUGCCGCAAGGCGGGGCAUAUGAGUGGCCAGUGCCCUCGUCGGUUGGAAGAGGCUGUCGUGGCCCACGUCAACAUCGACGACAUUGAUGAGGAAGGCGAUACUCCCCCUUAUCUUUGUCGACGUCGGUCUCUCGGCUGA